AUGGAACAUCUCGAGCUAAAAUUUUCCAAUAUCCACUGUGGUGACUGUGAAACCCGGAUCAAGGAGAUAUUCUCCCAUUUUUAUUCCCUAGUAGAUUUCAAUGCUUCAGUUGUUUUGAACCCUUCAGAAACUGGUUACACUCAAGUUGGAAAUAAGGUAGAUUUAUACCACGAAAUAAGUACCAGUCUGACAUCUUUAGAACACAACCUUAAACCGAUUUUGAAACGAUUAAGACAGAAUGGAUUCAAUGCUAUUUCCAGAGAUUUCUAUGUCGAUGAUAAGUUGGUUUUAAGUCAUAUCGGUGAUAAUGAGGUCUCACACAAUUCAGGUAUCUUUAAUGAGCUCCCUGACGCUUUACAAGGUAUUUUCGGAGCCUGGAAGAAAUACAAGGAUCAAAAUAUUAGAAAACAACAUUUGAAGACAUGUUCAAAAUGUCAACAAGAUAAAAUAUCCGAAGAAUUCAAGAACGAUUCAGAAGAGUCUUUUGAGACAGUGGUUCAGAAAGAAGAUAAAGAAUUCAGAGCUGUUUUCUUUGUUGGAGGUAUGACAUGUGCAUCAUGCGUUUCAUCUGUUAGUGAAGCUAUGAAACAGGUUUUAGAUGACCAGGAUUCAAAAUACGAUGAACCUAACUAUUCAGUGAAUUUACUUCAACAUUCAGCCAUAGCUAUUGUUCCCAGUAAACAUGUGGUUAACCAAGUAAUGAAUGCUAUCAUUGACACUGGUUUUGAAUGUAGAGUUUUAGAAGUGUUGCCAGUGGAGAGGUCAAUCAAUGCUAAAGUUACAGCAGCUAUUGGAGGUAUAUCAUGUGCCGCUUGCUCGGUUUCCAUUACUAAUGCAGUUCAGGAAUUGCCAUUCGUAUUGGAUUGUAAUGUCAGUUCGAUGACUAAAACAGGAGUAUUUGUUAUGGAGAAUUCUGAUGAUAACCUUAAAGCCUUGAAACAAACAGUAGAAGAUUGUGGGUUUGAUUUCGAAGUCAUGGAAACCACUAAGAUCAAUUAUGCUCUGAGUAAGAAACAGAGUAGAAGUAUCAAUAUAUCAGUUCAUGGAAUGUUCUGUAAUCAUUGUCCAGAACUAAUUCAUGAUUAUCUUAAAGAUUUUGGAGAAGUUGUGGUGAUCGAGGAUGAAUUAACUUUGAACCAUCCUAUUAUCAGAUUUACUUAUGUGCCCAACACCAAAACCAAUCUCACAUUAAGAAGAAUUCUUGAUGAUCUUAAUCAUCUUAGAGCAAGUGAUGAUGGGUACAAGGUUGAUUAUUUGAAGGAAGGAAGUUUCAAAUGUGAAGUAGUGGUGCCAAUGUCGAUGGACGAAAAGAUAAAGAUUAUGGCGCAAAACGAAGUAUGGAAAAUAGCUCGUAGACUUAUACUUACAACUAUCUUGGCUAUACCUUCGUUUAUAUUUGGGGUGGUUGCUAUGCUGUUACUACCCAAAAGUAAUUCAUUCAGCAUGUGGGUAGAAGAACCUAUUUGGGCUGGAAAUGUUACUCGUAAUACUUGGAUCUUACUUUUCUUAAGUACUCCAGUAUACUUCUUUGCAGCUGAUAUUUUCCAUUCUAAAGCCAUCACUGAAAUCAAAUCUUUAUGGAUCCAUAAAAAUUCAUUCACUAAGAGAUUGUUCAAAUUUGGUUCAAUGAACUUAUUGAUGUGUCUUGGUACUUCAGUUGCAUAUUUCUCCAGUAUAGUGCUUUUAAUAUUGAGCUCCCAACAGCAUCCUGAAGCUCAUGGUUUCAAAACGUCUUAUUUUGAUACAGUUGUAUUUUUAACAUUCUUCUUACUUAUAGGAAGGUUACUUGAAGGGAUUUCCAAGAACAAAACUGGUAAUGCUGUGGUCGGAUUAGGAAACUUAAAACCUUCUAAAGCAACCUUAGUGGAUGAAGAAGAUUCUAAUUAUGUCAAUGACAGAGAGGUGGAUGUAAAGUUUUUGGAAAUUGAUGAUUACAUAAGAAUUUCACCAGGAGAAUCAUCACCAGUGGAUUGUGUGAUAGUUUACAAUGAAGGAGAAUUUGACGAAAGUGCAUUGACAGGAGAAUCUAAGCCUGUGAAGCAUGUUCCUGGACAUCAAGUUUUCUCAGGUACGGUUAAUGUCAGCAAUAAAGCUAUUGUAGCUAAAAUUUUAAGUUUGGAAAAAGAUUCAUUGAUUGAUCAAAUUUUGAAUACUGUCAGAGAGGGUCAAAUGAGGAAGGCUCCUAUCGAGAGAACUGCUGAUACUUUGACAGGUUAUUUUGUACCUGUUAUUGUUGUAAUCGCUAUAUUGACUUUCUUAUUGUGGUUAAUUUUAAGUUAUACUGGGGUUGUACCAGAAGAUUAUUUAGAUAUUGAUAUUGGAGGAUGGACUAUGUGGUCAUUGGAAUUUGCCAUUGCUGUGUUUUGUAUUGCAUGUCCAUGCGGUAUAGGUUUGGCUGCACCAACGGCUUUAUUUGUAGGAUCGGGCUUGGCUGCCAAAAAUGGAAUUUUAGUUAAAGGUGGAGGUGCGGCUUUCCAGGAUGCGGCUCAUACCAAUAUUGUAUGUUUUGAUAAAACUGGAACUUUAACCUAUGGAGAAUUGAAAGUUAGUGACUUUGCUUAUAAGAAAGGUUUCAAAAAUAUCAGUUUCCAGUUAGCUAGAGAUUUAGAGUUAAGUUCUAAGCAUCCAUUGGGAGAAGCUGUCAAAAGUUUUAUAUCAGAAAGUGGAGUAAAGAUAGAAAAUAAUAAAGUUCCAAACGUGGAGACCAUACCAGGUAGAGGUUUGAAGGGAGAAGUUAUUUUUGAAGAUGGUAAAGAAAAUAAAAUGGGUCUUGAAACUGUGAUUUUAGGUAAUGAAGCGUUUUUGAAGGAAAAUCAAGUUGAAAUCACCACCAAAGAAUCGGAAAUAUUGAAUGAUUGGAAAUUAGAGCAGAAAUCUAUUGUUCUAGUUGCUGUUAAGGCUAGGGUAUUCAAUGAUAAACAGUUCCAUCUUAUUUUGAUGAUUGGGUGUAGAGAUCAAAUUAGACCUGAAUCAAAGACCAUCAUAAAACAAUUGAAUAAAAUGAAAAUGGAGAGUUGGAUGAUUACUGGGGAUAAUAAUAUUACCGCUACAUCAAUUGCUGAAGAAUUAGGUAUUCCUGAUGAUCAUGUGAUCUCUGAAGUGUUACCUACAGAUAAACAGAACAAAAUCAAAGAGAUCAAGUCAUUGCAACCCAAAAAUAUCGUGGCCAUGGUUGGAGAUGGUAUAAAUGAUGCACCAGCGUUGGCCACAGCUGAUAUAGGUAUAGCAUUAUCUAGUGGAACUGAUUUGGCUGUGACUUCGUCGGAUUUCAUUCUCCUUAAUAAAUCACACCCUUUGAUUUCCAUGAUUACCCUUUUUGAAUUAUCCAAGAAAGUUUUCACCAGGGUGAAAUUCAACUUUGGUUGGGCUUUGAUUUAUAAUAUGAUUGGUAUCCCAAUAGCUGCUGGUGUCAUUUAUCCUAUUCAUCAUACCAGAUUAGGACCAGUUUGGGCUAGUGCAGCAAUGGCAGCUUCAUCGAUCAGUGUUGUUUUAAGUAGUUUGGCAUUGAAUUUCUACAAGCCUAAAGUGAAAAUGACUGAACUCCAAGAAGAGUUUGAUCAUCCUAUAAAAGAGAUUGAAUUAUGA
Messenger RNA from Yamadazyma jaroonii, 3585 nucleotides. NCBI's taxonomy places the organism in Eukaryota, Fungi, Ascomycota, Pichiomycetes, Serinales, Debaryomycetaceae. The record is from the annotation of a GenBank genome assembly.